AACGUCAACCCCUUCUCUCCCUAAAGAUAGGAUGAUUAUAAUAGAAUUCAUUGCGAACUUAAACCAGUCCCUAGGCGAUCAUUUGCUGGCCAUAAUAAUGAGUUCGUCUAGACUGAUAGCCGCAGUCUGCAUCGCCCCCCUUUCCCCCUUUCCCAUAUUAUUACUCACUUGUAUAAUUAUGAGUUGGCAAUUGCUUAUUAUUAGGAUACUAAGCCUCAAUGGUUGCAGUUAGUGUAGUUGCCUG
This is a messenger RNA of Annulohypoxylon truncatum, 244 nucleotides long. RefSeq lists its product as uncharacterized. The record is from RefSeq and is a predicted model, not a curated record. Bases 32 to 232 code for a protein of 66 amino acids. NCBI's taxonomy places the organism in Eukaryota, Fungi, Ascomycota, Sordariomycetes, Xylariales, Hypoxylaceae. The transcript has a single exon.